This is a messenger RNA of Cadophora gregata, 588 nucleotides long. RefSeq lists its product as uncharacterized. The record is from RefSeq and is a predicted model, not a curated record. Lineage: Eukaryota; Fungi; Ascomycota; Leotiomycetes; Helotiales; Ploettnerulaceae. The transcript has 2 exons. Bases 1 to 588 code for a protein of 195 amino acids.
AUGCCACUUGGAAUCCUGACCUCAAUUGCUGCCUGUCCAGCAAUUAUUGGAACCACAGAAGCUGUUCGUCAAGGCCAGAAACAGAAUGCCAAAGAAGCUCACCGAGGUCGAAAAGCCAACUUCUCUAUGUCACAAAAUGUAAAUCCGAAGUCGAAGUUCCUGCCAAAGGAGGGCGAGGACAACAUCACAAGUCAAGGUCAUCAAUUCGCGGGAUAUUUCUUCGGUUACCCAAAUAGCAACUGGGGACGACGAGGCGAGGGAUACGUAUCGACGAUCUCAGAUGACCCUCCACAACUCAACUGGAUCUACAUCGACAAAGACACAUACGAGAUCAAAUAUGGCUUGAAAGUACAAGCAGAGGGAAAUUUAGUUGGGCCUUGGAACAUCACACCUAUAGACAGGAGGCUAAAUUUUGAUGGGUGGGAAGGGUUCACUGUGGUUGAAGAGGAAGAAGGUGUUUGGGCCCUGUACUUUGAUGUGGAUGAUGAUGGCCUGGCACAGAAAGUCGAGGUGACGAAGAGGAUAAUGGAAGUUGAGCUGACGAGGAGGGAGAUUAAGAUGAGAAAAGGUGAUACCAUUUUGAGAUAA